Molecule: messenger RNA, 1904 nt
Organism: Schistosoma guineensis
Lineage: Eukaryota; Metazoa; Platyhelminthes; Trematoda; Strigeidida; Schistosomatidae
Source: the annotation of a GenBank genome assembly
CCCAAAGGUCUCCUAUGUUCGCCUUUAUUCCCAUAACACAAUAGAUCUAUUUAACCAUUCGUCAGUAUUUAUAUAUUCCAGGUUACUCGGCUAUGUAUAAUACUAAUCAUACUCGCACUAGGCUUAAAGAUGCUAUGUAUUCUAAAAGGACGUGUACGUGGUAGGUUAAUUACAUGUCAGAGUCUACGCUCAUUUAUCUUACUGUCACUAAUCUACUGGUCGAAAGUAUGUAUUGAAAGACAAAUGUUAUCUUACCAUUCCCACUAAAAAAUUAAAACUAGCAUCAAACGAUUCCCCACAAUAAUGUGUAAGCCUCAUUUAUCUAUGGUAAGUUGGUGAGCAUUCUCAGGGUCGCUUGAACGCCGUUCAUAAAUCAUAGUCUCGUCUUAUGGAAUGCCACUUUAAAAUGCAGAAUACCUUCUAAACUGAACUGACCCUGAUUUGCAAAUCUGAGGAAAUCACUGAAAUGCGAUUGGUACGGCAGAGAACACUAUGCAUCAACAGGUAAAAUAGUCGUUACCAGCAAAAAUCUUGAGGUAGUUUUAUUAAGUACAUAGGCUUAAAAAAAGAAAAUAACCCUCAAAACACAACAUAAGCUUUAUGUUAAGAGAAGAGGCAAGACUACAAGGCUGUAUCCAACAAAGCUCAAAUCCUUAAAAGACAGAAUUGUCCUCCGUCCACAAAACGUAGCGAUGGUCAACGUGAAAUUAGAUGAGAACCAUAUGCUCCCACUUGUAUCGGGGCAACUUUCCUAUUAUCAAACUUCCUUCAUAAUGUUACAACAAAGGCAGUUCUGCUAUCCAUACAGCAUUAAAUAGAGGGAUAAACUCCUAAAAAUGUAGAGAUUUCUGUGAUAAAGCAAAUAAAACUAGUCAGCACGACAACUAUGACCUUCACUGCUACUAAUUUUAGAUCAAAAUACUGGUGGGUAAUUAAAACUUGAAUUACCUCCGAUAUGCUAAUCACUUUUAUUCUUGUAAAUCCUUUAUGCUAGUUGCACCAGUUGUCAACUCAUUUUGUGGACUAUGAGUUAAAUCAAACCUGUUUUUGACUAGUCAUACUUAGUUGCAAAUCACAACACGUAAAACGGCAAUAAUAUCUAAAGAAAUCAAAAUAACCAUUCAAUGGCCGAACUAUUUUUAGACCCAUCUAUUCGAUCCUGGGUAUUCCUUCCUCUUGUAAUAAUUACUUUCCUCUUUGGGGUUUUACGUCAUUACAUGACUAUCAUGUUCACCAGUGAGAAAAAGGGUGAACUUGAGAAUAUCGGUGAUAGUCAUGCCUUAAUCCGCAGUAGACUUUUACGUGAAAAUGGAAGAUUCUUGCCCGCAAAAGCUUUUAAAAUGCGCAAGUAUUUCUUCAACGAUAAGGAGCAUGGGUUUUUUAAAACACAAAAGCGAGAAAGUCCAAUGAAUAAUCCAAUGGCUGACCCCUCAAUGGCAACUGAGAUGCUAAGAAGCAAUGCGCUCAAUAUGGUUCCAAUGAUUGUUAUUGGCAGCUGGAUCAACUGGGCUUUUUCAGGCUUCUUGACCACGAAAGUUCCAUUUCCACUCACUUAUCGAUUUAAGCCCAUGCUUCAAAGGGGCUGUGAGUCGCUUACUUCUCUGGAUGCAUCUUGGGUUAGCUCUGCAUCUUGGUAUUUUCUGAACAUAUUUGGCCUCAGAAGUAUGUAUGGUUUGGUACUUGGUUCGGACAACGCAGCUGAUAACUCGAUGAUCUUGCCAGAUCACCAAGUACCUACACCACAAGCUCCACAGGAUAUGCAAAAGGCGUUCAAGGCAGAAUGGGAAGCAUUGGAAGUAGUCGACCAUCAUUGGGCUUUAGCAGACUGUGAAACAAGAUUACUGAACAGAUUAUCUUGAUGCGUUCAAUUCUUCUUUAAAUGUCAAUAUACUCUGUUUUUCGAA